Messenger RNA from Erigeron canadensis, 3746 nucleotides. RefSeq names its product calcium-transporting ATPase 8, plasma membrane-type-like. Gene Ontology annotation, molecular function: P-type calcium transporter activity; calmodulin binding; ATP hydrolysis activity. Gene Ontology annotation, biological process: calcium ion transmembrane transport. Lineage: Eukaryota; Viridiplantae; Streptophyta; Magnoliopsida; Asterales; Asteraceae. The coding region runs from base 158 to 3427 and encodes 1089 amino acids. The transcript is spliced from 35 exons. Gene Ontology annotation, cellular component: membrane; intracellular membrane-bounded organelle. The record is from RefSeq and is a predicted model, not a curated record.
CCCCCCUCAAACUUCUCUCUGUUUAUAUAAUGCGUCGACAAACAAAUAUCCCAAAUUUUUACUGUUGAUAAAAUUCUCUCUCUUUCUUUCUCAGUGUGUGUAACAUAACGGAAAAUUGAGGCGGUGUGAGGUGUGUGUCAUCUUUCCUGCGACGGCGAUGAGCAGCGGCGGUUCGCCGUACCGGAGACACCGGAAGGAUAUAGAGUCCGGUGGCGGAAGUAACGGCGGUUUUCUUGAAUAUGAUGGCUCGAAUAAGGAUCCUUUUGACAUUGUUCGAACUAAAAGUGCAUCUGUUGAUAGACUUAAGAGAUGGAGGCAAGCGGCACUUGUGUUGAAUGCUUCCCGUCGUUUUCGAUACACCUUGGAUUUAAAGAAGGAGGAAGAGAAGAGACAAGCACUAGCAAAGAUCAGAACUCAAGUACAAGUUGUACGAGCAGCCUACCUUUUCCAAGUUGCUGGAGAAAAACCUGAUGGAACUCCGAAAGCACCCCCAUCUCCUAUUCCUACAGGUGCUUAUGAUGUUAGCCCAGAACAACUUGCUUCGAUGACAAGCGACCAUGAUUUUUCUGCCUUGCAAACCUUUGGAGGGAUCAAUGGGUUAGCAGAAAAGUUGAAGACGAAUCCCGAUAAAGGAAUUAAUGAUGACGAAUCAAAUAUACUAGAUAGGAAAAAUGUGUUUGGGUCAAACACUUACCCUCGGAAAAAGGGACGCAGCUUUUGGAGAUUUCUGUUGGAUGCUUGCCGUGAUACCACCUUAAUUAUUUUGAUGGUUGCUGCUGCUGCUUCUUUGGCACUUGGGAUAAAAACCGAGGGUAUCAAAGAAGGAUGGUAUGAUGGGGGAAGCAUAGCUCUGGCUGUUAUAAUUGUCAUAGUUGUUACAGCUGUUAGUGACUAUAAACAAUCACUGCAAUUUCAAAACCUAAAUGAGGAGAAGCAGAAUAUACAAUUGGAGGUUGUAAGGGGUGGACGAAGGGUGUUCAUUUCAAUAUUUGAUAUCGUUGUGGGGGAUGUCAUACCUCUGAAAAUUGGUGAUCAGGUUCCAGCUGACGGGGUUCUAAUUUCGGGUCACUCUCUUUCUAUUGAUGAAUCAAGUAUGACCGGGGAGAGUAAAAUUGUGCAUAAAGAUCACAAAUCACCAUUUUUAAUGUCUGGAUGCAAGGUUGCUGAUGGCUAUGGUACUAUGCUGGUAACUAGUGUGGGAAUAAGAACAGAAUGGGGGUUGCUGAUGGCUAGCAUCUCAGAAGACAACGGUGAAGAAACACCAUUACAGGUUCGCCUGAAUGGAGUUGCGACCUUUAUUGGAAUUGUUGGGCUUGUGGUAGCCGUAUCUGUUCUUGCCAUCCUGCUCAUAAGGUUUUUCACUGGGCAUACAAAGGAUGAAGAAGGAAGAGUAGAAUUUAUUGCUGGCAAAACUAGCGUUGGAGAUGCUGUUGAUGGUGCAAUCAAAAUUUUUACUGUCGCCGUCACUAUUGUUGUGGUUGCGGUGCCAGAAGGACUUCCAUUAGCUGUCACCUUGACACUUGCAUACUCGAUGCGGAAAAUGAUGGCGGACAAAGCAUUGGUUAGGAGGCUAUCUGCUUGUGAAACAAUGGGUUCCGCAACCACAAUCUGUAGUGAUAAAACUGGAACCUUAACAUUGAAUUUGAUGACUGUGGUUGAGGCUUAUAUUUGUGGGAAGAAAGUUGAUCCACCAAACAAUAUUGCAGAGUUACCAUCAAGGAUUGUAUCUCUUCUUAUUGAAAGUGUAGCUCAGAAUACAACCGGGAGUGUAUUUUUGCCCGAGGGUGGUAAAGAUGUUGAGAUUUCCGGAUCACCAACUGAGAAGGCAAUUCUUCAGUGGGGAGUUAAUCUUGGAAUGAAUUUUGAAGUGGUAAGGUCAGAGUCUUCAAUUAUUCAUGCAUUCCCAUUCAACUCAGAGAAAAAAAGAGGCGGUGUUGCAGUGAGACGGUCUGAUUCUGAGGUUCACGUACACUGGAAAGGGGCUGCUGAAAUCGUCUUAGCUGCAUGUACGAGAUACAUGGACAAUAAUGAGCAGCUUGUUCCCCUAGAUGAUGCCAAGGUAGAAUAUUAUAAAAAAGCAAUCGAAGAUAUGGCUAGUGGAAGUUUGAGGUGUGUUGCUAUUGCCUACCUACCACUGAAAGGGGAAUCUGUGCCGUCAGAUGAGGAAGAAUUGACAAACUGGGAAUUGCCCGAGACUGAUCUUGUUUUGCUUGCAAUAGUUGGUUUGAAGGAUCCUUGUCGACCUGGUGUCAGAGAAGCUGUCCAAUUGUGUGUGAAGGCUGGUGUGAAGGUGAGAAUGGUUACUGGUGACAAUCUCCAAACUGCCAAAGCAAUUGCAUUGGAAUGUGGAAUACUAGGGUCGGAUGCCGACGCUGCUGAGCCAAAUCUGAUAGAAGGGAAAUCGUUCCGGGCCAUGACAGAAGCACAAAGGCUAGAUAUAGCUGAUAGGAUAUCGGUGAUGGGGCGGUCUUCUCCUAAUGAUAAACUGCUACUUGUGCAAGCGCUAAGGAAGACAGGGCAUGUUGUUGCCGUUACUGGAGACGGAACUAAUGAUGCCCCUGCAUUACAUGAGGCUGAUAUUGGUCUUGCUAUGGGAAUCGCUGGAACUGAAGUGGCCAAGGAAAGUAGUGACAUUAUCAUCUUAGAUGACAACUUUGCUUCUGUUGUAAAGGUUGUUCGGUGGGGAAGAUCUGUUUAUGCAAACAUUCAGAAAUUUAUUCAAUUCCAGCUUACUGUUAAUGUUGCUGCUCUUGUAAUUAAUGUUGUGGCAGCAGUGUCCUCUGGUGAUGUGCCCCUCAAUGCAGUACAGCUUCUUUGGGUGAAUCUUAUAAUGGAUACUCUCGGUGCACUUGCACUGGCCACUGAACCACCGACCGACCACCUGAUGGAUAGACACCCCGUUGGCCGCAGGGAACCGCUGAUUACAAAUAUUAUGUGGAGAAAUUUAUUGAUACAGGCUUUUUAUCAAGUAUCGGUUCUUCUUGUACUCAAUUUCGGAGGCAGACAAAUCUUGCACUCGCAACAUGACCCUAAUGAACAUGCUAUCAAAGAGAAAAACACUCUCAUUUUCAAUGCUUUUGUCUUUGCUCAGAUAUUCAAUGAAUUCAAUGCUCGGAAGCCUGAUGAAAUGAAUGUUUUUAAAGGAGUUACUAAAAAUCGUCUAUUCAUGGGAAUCGUGGCCCUAACUGUGGUUCUUCAAGUUUUAAUAGUGAUGUUUCUUGGGAAAUUUACAACCACUGUAAGGCUGAGCUGGCAACUAUGGCUCGCUUCUAUUGUAAUUGGCAUUAUCAGUUGGCCCCUGGCGGUUGUUGGGAAAUUGAUACCUGUCCCUGAGAAGCCCUUCAGUGAAUAUAUUACUGGGAUCUUUGCAUGUUGCAAACCACAUAGAGAUAGAGGUUCAUCUAAAGGAAAUGAGGAUGAUUCUUGAGUACAGGCAGUUCGUAGAUGAGUACAAUUGUCUUGUUUUAGUUUUUGGUCUUCUGGACAUAGUCAAAUCUAACGGGUAACAGCAACUUAUACAUCUAACAAUAUGGUUGAGCUUUCUUGAGAUUUGCGUCAAGAAUUUAAGCUCUUUUGGAUCUGUUUUAACUGGAAUUGUGUUCGGAUGGUGAACUGUUUGAGGGUCUAGUGCUUGAUGUUAUCAUUUUGUUAUUUGGUGUGUUUCCUUCUGCGUGAGCCUAAUCCGAACAAGCUGUACAUGCUGGAAUAGUUUGUUUUUUAUGUUAAUUACCCCCUUUGUUUAUUCA